Messenger RNA from Nematostella vectensis (starlet sea anemone), 1605 nucleotides. RefSeq names its product transmembrane protein 205. The record is from RefSeq and is a predicted model, not a curated record. The transcript has 4 exons. Bases 530 to 1204 code for a protein of 224 amino acids. Lineage: Eukaryota; Metazoa; Cnidaria; Anthozoa; Actiniaria; Edwardsiidae.
AAUGCGACUACUUCCAACAUUAAAAUAACCCUAUCGCUUUCAAAAUUCAGAUUAACAAAUUAACAAAAUUAUACGAAAAGACUUUUAGGAAACCCAUCAUUUUCGAUUUACAAAUAACAAAAGAUAUAUAAUUUUCAAAGUGAAAAGGAAAACAUUCAGGAAAUUUUUAUGUCAAUAAAUAUACUGCUCUAAAUAAGGUGUAUACAAAGCAAACUUUGAUGAAUGAACAAAUAUUGCGAUCAAAACACGCUUUGCAUUGUGAAAACAAAUAUGAGAUAUUAAGCUUUGUUACAUGCCGUCAUUCGGAACUCAAUUACAAUACUGGGUCGAUAAAAACGCCCACUAAUUGAACAGGAAGAUACUGAAGUAAACAUAAGAGGGAAUCCAAAUAAGCACGCGCAAAGUGUUUUUCGAGGAAAGUAACCCUCAUCACGUUGAGAUGGCAUAAUCUCGUAAGAGGAGGGCAUCCCGCCUAAUACUGCGCCCUUUCACCCACUAGAAACCCCCCGUUAUAAAAGUCUCCUUUCGGAUGGGCUCCUCGCCAUAUCAGUGCGGCGUAGUGAUGACUAGCCUACUCGGAGUCAAGGUAUUUGCGUGCCUUGUACUGAUAUGUAUUGUGCUAUUCUCUGAUUGCAUCCGUGUGAUUGCCGAGGAAGGAGUGUUAAGGCAAACGUUGCUCUUGUACCUCCAUAUCUUGUCUUUAGGAGCGUGGAUUGGAAUGCAGGCAUGGGUUAUAGGCGUCGCAGGUAUCGUGAUGUAUCUUAACAUGCCACGUCACGUGUUUGGUCACAUCCAAUCAAAGCUCUGGCCUUUGUUCUACUGUCUCGGUUCAGGCCUUUCUCUACUCGGGAUACUCACGAACACCGCUGCAAUGAACACAACUGCGAAGAAAAAUUCGCGAGAGGAGAUUCAGCAGGUGUCUGGUCUCUUGAUGUCCCUCAUUUGUUGCUUGCUGAAUGCAUUCUUGUUGGAACCACGUGGAACUCGGUUAUGGAUGGCGCGCUUCGACUACGAGCAGAAGCAGGGUUACGGGCAAGAAGUGGGCCCUCUCAAGAAUAAAGAAGGAUUGAAGACGAAACGGUACAAAGAGCUGACGGACAAGUUUGCGCGAGUACAUGGCUGCUCUUCCAUUGUUACCGUGUUUGCCUUUGUGGGCUGUCUCGUCCACCUUGGAUAUCUAACGCAUCACCUAGUGAGCACGUAAACAGCACGAGGGCUUGAUCUAUUCGCCAUGUGCUGUGGUAUGUUUAAAAGGCCAGAACUAAACAGAAAGCAAAAUUUGUAAUUGUGGCCCUCGAAAUUCAACAAAUAAGUUCAGCCAAAUUCUUUUGUGCAAUUUUGGAAAAUUAUUCCAACAGCAAAGUUAGGCUGUGGUGUGGCUAUCUGAGGCGUCUACUCACUCGUUCUCACUUGUUCAUUGUCGUCGACAUUUCAGUUCUGGAAAUAGUCCGGUCGCUUUCUGUUUCAAUCUAUACAUAGAGGACAAAAGCAGCAAACUAGGCAUAAAGAUAGCCAAGAGGACGCUAAUAAAUAUUGAGACCGGUCCCCACCGGUACCACUUGAGGGUUUUGUGUGCUAACCGAAUAAAAAUUAGAAAAAAAGCGU